Molecule: messenger RNA, 759 nt
Organism: Diplodia corticola
Lineage: Eukaryota; Fungi; Ascomycota; Dothideomycetes; Botryosphaeriales; Botryosphaeriaceae
Product: 3-ketoacyl-acp reductase
Exons: 4
Coding region: 1-759 (252 amino acids)
Molecular function (GO): oxidoreductase activity, acting on the CH-OH group of donors, NAD or NADP as acceptor
Source: RefSeq, a predicted model, not a curated record
AUGUCUUUUGCUCGUCUUGCUGGCAAGACUGCCGUCGUCACUGGCUCCACCAUCGGUAUCGGCCAGGCCGUUGCCUUUGCUCUCCACGCCGAGGGUGCCCAAGUCGUCUGCGCCGACCUGAACGAGAGGAGACAGGGCAGCGACGACACCGACGUGCCCACCCACGACCAAAUCAACAACGCUGGCGGCAAGGCCAUCUUCGUCCAGACCGACGUGACCAGAGCCGACAGCGUGAAAAAGCUGGUCAAAGAGGCGGUGAGCCACUUCGGCAGGAUUGAUAUCUUCAUCAACAACGCUGGUGUCACCGGCCAGGACGGCAGUCUUGAGAUCGCCGAGGAUGCCUGGGACAGGAGUUUUGCUGUCAACGCCCGCGGCACUUCCCUUGGCUGCAAGUACGCCGGCGCCCAGAUGAAGAAGCAAGACAAGCUCCCUAGCAUGGACCGCGGCUGGAUCAUCAACAUCGCUGGCGUCCAGACCGGAUCAACGGGCGAGACUCCCUCGAAGCACUCCCUGGUCACCGACUUGACCGAAACCGUCUCCAACGAGCUCCGCAACCACGACAUCCACGUGAACGCCAUCUGCCCCGGCUAUACCAAGAUGUCGAUGCCGGAGAACUGGCAGGAGACCCAGGAGGCGCAGACAGCCCUUGCGAAGCUUCCGGAGGAUGUCGCCAAGAUGGUCAUCCAGUUGGCCACCGAAGAGAGCGGCUGGAUGGCCGGUAACUCGGUCUCGGUCGACGGUGGUAACUCCACCUUCUAA